AACUGCACGGCGGGUAGUUGAAUCCGAAGCAGAAAAAAACAACAAAGGUUCAUUGUCGAAGAUUUAACCAAAAGUGGAAGAAAAUGACCAGCACAUUGAAAGGAAUCACUCUCAAAGGAAGCGCGGAGCUAGUGGCCGAGUUUUUCUCAUUUGGCAUCAACAGCAUCCUGUACCAGCGCGGCAUCUAUCCUCCAGAGACAUUCAGCAGAGUCACCCACUAUGACAUGAGCCUUCAACUUACCACUGAUCCCAAACUGAAGAACUACCUGACCAACGUGGUAUCUCAGCUCAAAGAAUGGCUGUUUGAGUGCACAGUGCAGAAGCUGGUGUUGGUGAUCACAUGUCUGGAAACCAACGAGGUGCUGGAGCGAUGGCAGUUUGACAUUCAGUGCGACAAAUCUGCCAAGGAGAGCAGUGCUCCCAGAGACAAGUCCAUUAAGACAAUUCAGGAUGAGAUCCGCUCCGUUAUCAGACAGAUAACAGCCACGGUUACUUUCCUGCCGCUGCUGGAGACACCAUGUGCUUUCGACCUCCUUGUCUACACAGACAAAGACCUGGUGGUUCCCGAAAAGUGGGAAGAGUCUGGGCCGCAGAUCAUCGACCAGUCAGAGGAGGUGCGUUUACGCUCGUUCACCACCUCAAUCCACAAGGUGAACAGCAUGGUAGCGUACAAGAAGACCGACUCAAUUUAAACCUCUAAACCGUGGCCCCCUCUGCACCGCGUGAGCUGUAUAUAGCACCAACCACUGCCCCUUAGAGAGUAGAUUUUACACUGCAGUUUCCUACCUCGGUGUCUGCCCAAUUUUGUGUACACUGAGGACCCAGUGUUCUGCUUUCAUUUCCUAAACUUCACUUGUCUUUUUGAGAAGGAUGCGGUGGCAACCUGCUCUGUCUACCCUGAUGUAAAUAUUUCUCAUAAGCAGUGAUUUGUCUAUUAGGAAUGUCUGUCUCUGUCUUUAGUAUUGUCUCCUUUCUCUCAAGUUGGCACCCUCUGUUUUAGAAGCUAGCCAUUUAUAUGUUAAACUUUUAUAAAAUGUCAUAAAUAAAUGUCUUUCACAUAGGUUUCUUUUUAUGAUUUUUACUCUUUUUGACCUGUAGGUGGCAGUGCAGCAUAAGUCACUAGCUGGUUCUGGGGGAUUGGGUAUGGGUUUGCAGUGUGCACAGUAUCCUACAUUAUGAAACAACACAGACAAGACAGAAAAUACGCAUUUCUCUUAAAUGGGACAAACCAUUUACUUGGCUCACAGUUGUCAGUGGUGUGGACAGUUGCAGAUGUGGAACACCUCAUUCAUGAUGCUAACAUUACAGUUUCUCACCUGCAAGACUGCAUGAUAUCCUCAAGUCUUAACUAAAAAAACGUUCUCACUGGUGUAAUGCUCUCAUGUACAUGCAACAAGUUCUCAAAAACAAGCAGUAAGGAAAUAGAUACUUUGUUUUUUGAAGAAGCAUAAAGGUGAGGCAACAGGCACAUAUAUUACAGUCCUGGAGACUUGUUCAAAGUACAAAAUACAACCACAGAUACAAAUGAGCCUUCUCAGCAUGUGCGUCUACAAAAUUGUUUAGUUAAGACGGGGUUAUCAAGCCUGUUGCUGCUAGGAAAAUGCACCUAGCUGGCACCUGAUACUGUGCAUACCGAGCACUAAAGUUUGUGUUGUAAAGUCUUCAGAGUGAUGGUAUAUAUCCAGGAGGAGCCCAUUGCUGCUCACCACUGAGCAGACCCACUGGUUCAUCUGGGGGUUGAUUUUUUCCUGUAGUUCAUGCUAAAAGUGGUUGUUGUGUUUGCACACGGGGUUGUUGCACUAUUCGGUGCGGCAGUGGUUCUCAGCCUUUUUGGUUUGGGACACCUUCAUCACGGGUUAUGAUCUGAGUGUGGAACCUCAGCACUGUGUUGGUACGAACUCGCCUGUCUAGAAGCUUUCACUGUCGAAUGUUGUCAAGUACCAAAAGCUGGGAUUGAUGUCUGGUCAGAUUUCUAAUGUUACCCUGAUUUAAAUCUUUUUUUGUCCCAGUUUUUGAGUAUUUCAUUUAGACACAGUUUUUUACAGCUUACCUUAUACUACAGGCAUGUUGUGAAAUCUUUAAAGAA
Messenger RNA from Chelmon rostratus (copperband butterflyfish), 2086 nucleotides. It is a transcript of the gene mad2l1, whose product is annotated as MAD2 mitotic arrest deficient-like 1 (yeast). The coding region runs from base 84 to 692 and encodes 202 amino acids. Lineage: Eukaryota; Metazoa; Chordata; Actinopteri; Chaetodontiformes; Chaetodontidae. Gene Ontology annotation, biological process: mitotic spindle assembly checkpoint signaling. The record is from RefSeq and is a predicted model, not a curated record. Gene Ontology annotation, cellular component: nucleoplasm; cytoplasm; kinetochore. The transcript is spliced from 5 exons.